AUGGCAUCCCAAGUGCGUCAAAACUACCACAGCGACUGCGAAGCUGCCCUCAACCGCAUGGUCAACUUGGAGUUGUAUGCAUCCUAUGUGUACCUCUCUAUGGUGAGUAUACAGCAGCUCUAAUGUAAUCUGUGAAAACAGGAUAGUGGGGUAACCCUGUGACUGCCUGUUCUACUGUGUGUGUUAAAAGGGGGAGGGGGGGGGGAGUUUGGGUUAAUCAGGGACAGGUUUGACAGCUAUAGUGUUAUUGGUGCAAUACCAGUCUGGAUUUAUUAAAGAUUCCUUAACUUCCUAUUGGAAGACCCUUAGUAGGUCUAAAUGGUUCAGGGCAGAGCAACUUGUACCCUCCCAGUGCUCUUGUAACAAUACAGCUAUUUUUGUAAACCUUAGAAUCCUAAAUUUUUAGAUUCUGGUCACCCCAUAUUCUGUUUAUACUGAUCCUAUUUGGAUCGUUGUAGUGAAAUACAUUGUUUACGUACUGAGACUGUUUUGGUAAUAAAAUAUAGAAUCCACCCAGCACACUGUCUUCUGUACUCGCUUAUACUGUGUAUCAAAACAAGAAUCAGUCUCCACCCACUGUGUGCUGUGCUCAGUAUUUUUCCAUUAGACUUUGCUCCUCCGAUCUCCUGUAUGUAAUAACAGGAUGGGGUGAGUAUUGAAUACACCAGGCCCCAUCUAGAUGAUUCUGGCUUCUGCAGUUAAACAAACAAAACAAUUCUUAUUUCCCAUACACCCUUGUUAUAUAAAACUUCAUGCUUAACAUAUGACACUGUAAAAUGAGGAAGUUGUAGUUUAUUUUUAUUGCUUCUUACAGGGUGUGUUUCUGUGUGACAGUCUGACGUACAUGCCAAUCACAUGGGGGGGGGGGGAUGUGCACAUGUAUGGGUCAUUCAAAUGGGAAGACUUGCCUUCCCUCAACUGCAUAAAUGUAUGUAUUGGUCAUCUAAUAACUGACAAAAUGAGUGCUUAUUUUAUUUUUGUAGAGAUUAAAUGUUGUGUGUGUGUGUGUGUGUGUGGGUUUUUUGUUUCGGUUUUAACAAAUGUAGUAAUCCUAAUCAAGAUUACACGAAUAGACACUCAUUAAGAAAAAUAACUUAAGAAAAAAAACAAACAGUCUGCAUGGGAUGGUAAUAGUAUGUGCUGCAAAUGGAGAUGUAUCUGGGUGAGGAAUAUUAACAGAACCACUAGAAAACAAAUGGAAUUUAAAUUGCCUAGAAUGUUUGCAUCUGACAAUUUCCUCCCACGUGUUCCAAUGGUACUGGGGUGAAACAGGCUAGAUGAUAUCUACCUAACAAUAUUUUAACAAUAUGCAACCUGAUUACUUUUCCAGUCCUACUACUUUGACCGUGAUGAUGUGGCUCUGGAGCAUGUGGCCAAGUUCUUCAAGGAGCAGAGCCAUGAGGAGCGGGAGCACGCAGAGAAAUUCCUCAAAUACCAAAACAAGCGUGGGGGUCGUAUUGUCCUUCAGGAUUUGAAGGUGAGGAAGAGGCGUUUAGUGGCCUGAACUGGAUGGGUAAUGGGAUUUCCACUGGUAUAGCAUCAAACAUGCAAAGGGUUUGUCUUGACCAGCUUCCCAGAAAUCUGGGAUCCAGGGGGUGAGUUAAUGGGAGUGUAGGCAUUCAAAUCUGUUUGCUGCAGGAGUAGAGCUUCAAGGAAGAGAAGUAUAUGUUCGAACAGGGUUAUCUCCAGAAGGGUAUUGAACCUGAAAACACUGGUUCAUGGAUUGCAGGAUAAAACUUGCCAUGAAAGGUUAAAGGGUCUUAACAUGUAGGGAUCGACUGAUUAUUUAAAAAAAAAAAAAAAAAAUGUAUAUAUCCUAUCUAUCGGCUGAUCGCUUGCCAAUAUUCUGUAUAUUUGCCAUAUUUUUCUCAGUGGUAAAUGCACAAAAUAGACAUGCAAGUCAGGUGGUGUGUUGUGUGGGUUUGUUUUUUUUUUUUAAUUUAUUUUUUUUUUCUCCAAGAAUAUUUGUAUGUAAAUAUAUGCAGUAGAAACUCCUCUCCACCCCUUACCUGUCUUACUGCACCCUCCCUCUCCCUCACUUCUUUUAGUGGUCACCUCCACCACAGUGUUCCUUUUCCGUGCCCUCACCUAGUGGUUCAUCACACCUCUCGUUCCCCUCUCUCCCCUCCUUGGUUCCCCACUCCCUGGAGUAUGUGUCCUGGUAGCGUGGCUGAGCAGUGCGCACCAUGGUACACGUGUGUCUCUCUUGUACCUGGCUGGACUGACAGUAAGUGCUCUCUCAGUCCGGCCGGGUACAGGAAACAUAAGUUCCUGUACCGCAGUACGCACUGCUCCACUCGGCCAUGCCGCACAGAGUGCCUAGCAGGAGGGAGCACUGUGCGCCCACCUCCUGCCAGUCACUCUAUUCUAGCGCACCCCCCCGGCCGGUGUGCCCUAAGGCAGCUGCUUGUGCAGCUGCCCACUUAUUCAUUAUCCAUAUUUCUGGUGAUUUAUCAACUGAUAAUUAAAAAAAAAAAAAAUAAGAAUAUCAGCUGAUAAUUGCUUGAUCCCUAUUAACAUGUAUAGCUUGGAGAGACUGGGGAUAUGAUAGGAACAUUUUAAAUGCAUAAAGGGAAUCAACAUAGUAAAGGAGACCUAUCUCUCACCAGUAAUACUGAUCAUGAAUAAGUGGGCCGGAGCAUCCAUAAGGCGGCACAAGCAGCUGCCUUGGGUAGUGUGUGUUCUCUAUCCACAACAAGAGGACAGUCUUAAAUUAGAGGGACAAUAGUUUAAAAACUAUUCCAGGAAUUGCUUUACAGAGAGGGUAGUGUACACAUGGAAUUGCAUUCUAGCUGAAGUGGUAGAGUUUAACCGUUUAAGCAUGCAUGGGGCAGGCAUAAGGCUAUCUCAGACUUAAGAUAAGGCCAGGGACUAAUGAAAGUAUUUGGGCAGAUUAGAUGGGCUGACUGGUUCUUGUCUGCCGUCACUUUCUGACUACAUCAGUGCUGUGAUUUUAAGUUGACAUUGACUUCCCAACUCUUUCGAAAACCAAUGAAAUCACAAGGACAAUUGAAGAGAGUUCUUAAAAUUGGUGUGGUGUUUGUGUGUGGGGUGUGGGUUUUUUUUUUUUUUUUUUAAACAGUCGGCUAAAUCUAAUUAUAUGAAUCAUUGCAUUGGUUAACUUGCACCGUUGAGUCACUGACACACAGAGCAGGUAGUUACCUGUAUCUUCAAAGAUGCAGCGUAGACACAUGCAAUUAGUUUAUGUCCAAAGUGCUUCAGAUUUCUGAAAAGUGGCAAAACUGAGGGAGGUAAAAUUAAGGGAAUGAUAUCAGGAAUCUAACCCUACCACUAACCCAGGUAGGGUUAGUGAAUUGCCGAAAGGAAUUGUAUUUCCCAUCCCUAAUGCAGGGAGCUCAGACCUUGUCCGAUCAAGGACAGUCUACCUGCACUGUCCAAACUGGUGACCAGGAUAUACACAUUCCUGGUGAAAAAGAGGUUCUAGAUUAUCAUGUAGUGCCUUACUCCUUCUCAAAUGAUUAGAGCAUAUAUACAUAUAGAAAGAAGUUGGGAAUUAAAAUCCAGUUUAUCAAGAAGUCUUCAGCACUUUACAUCUAAAAUACAAAUUAACCAGCUAUUUAACUUAGUUUUCUGCAAUUUAUAUUCCCACCAGAAACCAGAGCGUGAUGAAUGGGGCAACACCCUGGAAGCCAUGCAGGCUGCCUUGCAGCUGGAGAAGACUGUGAACCAGGCUCUUCUGGAUCUGCACAAGCUGGCAUCUGACAAGAAUGACCCUCAUGUAAGUGUUAAACCCCUCCUUCACUUUAUUUUGGGGUGCGGGGUAGGGGAGAUUGUCUUUAUACAUGUCCUAUAACGAGCAAGCCUGAACUCCCAGUUGUAUGGUGAACAGUUUGUACUGCUCCUCUCCAAACAUGCUGACAAUAUUGCUUCAUGUUGCAGCUGUGUGACUUCCUGGAGUCAGAAUACCUGGAUGAGCAAGUCAAAUCUGAGAAACAACUUGGCGACUACAUCACCAACCUGAUACGUCUUGGGGUGCCACAGAACGGCAUGGGCGAGUACCUGUUCGACAAGCACACCUUGGGAGAGAGCAGUUAA
Pelobates cultripes (western spadefoot toad) is the source of this 4056-nucleotide messenger RNA. The record is from the annotation of a GenBank genome assembly. NCBI's taxonomy places the organism in Eukaryota, Metazoa, Chordata, Amphibia, Anura, Pelobatidae.